AUGGACGACAAAACCCCGAACCGAAAAGCGUCAGCCACGGAUUUCUUAUCCCCGCCAUCCGACGACGUCUCCACCUGGUCGAUGGAACAAGACGAAAUUCUCGAGGCCGACACGGCCACGACAGCUACUGACGUUUCGAGGUCGCGCGACACGAGCUAUGCCACUUCCGAGACCACCGAGACCACCAUCGAUGCCAACGACGAAAGACAAACCGACCUGAUGAAGAUGAGCCGCAAAGAGAUCGACGAGGGCUACUACCCUCCCCUGGAUGGCGCAAAGGAUCAGAACAACGACAGGAACGGCUGGUCCCGUGGGGGCAUCAGAUUCGCGCCCUUGCGGGUGCCGCUCGUGAGAAGACUGCAGACCCUGGCGGUGCUGUUCCACUGUACCUCCAUCGUCUUCUUCCCCGCUCUCUUCUUCUUCCUUUGCGCCAUGCCGCUCCUAUGGCCUCUUGUAAUUCCGUACCUUAUUCACCUCUCCAUCUCGACGGCUGCGUCGGACGGAAAUCUCAAAUAUCGAUCCGAACAUCUUAGGUCCUUACCUAUGUGGAGGCUCUUUGCCGGCUACUUCUCCAUCAAGCUACACAAGACGCACGAGCUGCCGGCGGACAGGAAGUACAUCUUCGGCUAUCACCCGCACGGGAUCAUCUCUCACGGCGCGUGGGCUGCCUUCACCACGAACGUGCUGGGUUUCGGCGAGAAGUUCCCAGGAAUCACCAACACGCUGGUCACCUUGGAGUCGAAUUUUAGAAUCCCCAUGUAUCGUGACUGGCUUUUGGCCAUGGGCCUCCGCUCCGUAUCGAAGGAGUCCAUCUGGAACCUCCUCGCGCGUGGCGGAUCCGACGGCCAAGGAACCGGGCGCGCCGUCACCAUCGUCAUCGGAGGUGCUCGUGAAUCCCUCGAGGCCGAACCGGGCACGCUGCGGCUGAUCCUCAAGGCGCGCAAGGGCUUCGUCAAAAUGGCUCUCCGAACCGGUGCCGACCUCGUCCCCGUGCUCGCGUUCGGCGAGAAUGCGCUCUACGACCAACUUAGUCCCAGGACGCACCCCAUGGUCCACAAGUUCCAGAUGUUCUGCCUCAAGGUCUUCAAGUUCACGUUACCGGCGCUGCAUGGCCGCGGCGUUCUCAACUACGAUAUUGGUCUGAUGCCUUACCGUCGCCCCGUGAAUGUCGUCGUCGGAAGGCCGAUCCCCGUCAAGAAGUCGGCGACGCCGGACCAGGCGGAGAUCGACAGGAUACAUGGCUUGUAUGUGGCUGAGCUGCAGAGGAUUUGGGAGGCGUAUAAGGAUGACUUCGCCCGUGACCGGGAGGCGGAGCUGGAGAUUAUUGGGUAA
Messenger RNA from Scedosporium apiospermum, 1332 nucleotides. Its product is annotated as Diacylglycerol O-acyltransferase 2A. Gene Ontology annotation, biological process: triglyceride biosynthetic process. The transcript has 2 exons. The coding region runs from base 1 to 1332 and encodes 443 amino acids. Gene Ontology annotation, cellular component: endoplasmic reticulum membrane. The record is from RefSeq and is a predicted model, not a curated record. NCBI's taxonomy places the organism in Eukaryota, Fungi, Ascomycota, Sordariomycetes, Microascales, Microascaceae. Gene Ontology annotation, molecular function: diacylglycerol O-acyltransferase activity.